UCUAAGUGGAAAAGAGUGUUAAAUACAACGAGCUAGACAAAGCGAAUCUUCUAUUUGCAGUGUUAGCUAGAGAUGAGCGAUAUUGUGAUUUCUUGAGUCACUGUGUCAAUUGUACUUGUGAUUGUGCUUUUCACACAUCGGUGACAAGUUUCGAUCGAAAAGAAAUUGGCAAAUGAAGAUAGUUGAAUGUCUGUUACUUUCGGUUUUUAAGUACUUGUGAAAAGUCACAGCUAAAGGCCAACAAAAUCGCAAGUUGUGCAUGUGUUUUGUGAUUGUGAGUGAGGAGUAAAGUAGAGGCGGCAACAACAACGAUUACAACAACAACACCAACGACAAACCACAACGAGAGAGCGCAACUCUGUCUCUGCCUGCAGAUGUUGUGAAAAUAAGUAGCCGAAAAAUAAUAAAAAAAAAGCAAUAAGAAAACAAAAGCAUAAAUAAAAAAUAAAUUAAAAACUGCUUUGCUGGCUUAACGGACUUCACGUCGUUGUCUUUAUUAAAAAAGCAUGGAAGUCCAAACCGUGAAUAGCCUGCACAGCACAGCCGCCCUAUUAUCAUCAUUGCAGGUAGCAAAUAGCGCCAGUCCAAAUGGAACGCCUAAGAAGAAGGGUGCCGCCAAUGCGGGCGCCUCAUCCGCUAAGCAAUCCUCCACAGAAGCUGCCAUUCUCGAGCAGCUGAGCAAGCAGCAGCAACAACAACAACAGCAACCACAACCAGAACAGAAACAACUGGAGUCGGGAAAUCACAGUCGCGACUGCGAUAGUCCAGCCAGUUCAAAUUCCGAGUUGGAAAAGGAUUUCAAUGAGUUGAGGGAUUUAAAUGGUUCACUCACUGGCAGCGGCAGUGUUGGCAAAUCAAAUGGUUCAAUAAGCGGCGCCUCUUCGACCAAUUCAGCGACACCUGGCGGUGGUGGUGGUGCAACUGCCACUGUUCCCAUCUUAAAUGGCAGCCCUCAGACAGUGGGCGCUGCUGGAGCGGCACAAUUGAAGAAACGCAUCUCAAGCAGCCGGGCACCGACCCGUAAGGCACAUCGCAUUAAGUUCUAUCGGAAUGGGGAUCGUUUCUAUCCCGGCAUCACCAUACCUGUGUCCAAUGAGCGAUAUCGAUCCUUUGAGAGCCUCUACGAGGAUCUGACACGGCUGCUCGAAGAGAAUGUCAAGAUUCCAGGUGCUGUGCGAGCCAUCUACACCAUGUGCGGCAAAAAGAUCUCCGCCUUUGAUGAGCUGGAGGAUGGACAGAGCUACGUUUGUUCCUGCAAUAACGAGAACUUUAAGAAGGUGGAGUAUAAUACCAGUUCGCAGCCACUGGCAAAUCUGACGCUGGCGAACAAUGGACGAUCGACUAAUCAGCGUCUGGCGAAGCUUCAGCGUCCCGCCUCACCGUUAAAGAAUGGCGCCUUGAACAACAGCAGCAGUGGUGCAACAGUGUCGAAUGGUGGUGCAAGUGGUGCUGGUGCUAGUGGUGGUGGUGGUGCUGCUGCCACAAAUGGUUGUCCGUUGAACACAUCCCGUUUCAGUGAACGGGACAGCAUUGUGCAUCCACGUAUCGUAACAUUGAUACGGAAUGGCACAAAGCCACGACGGAUUAUGCGUUUGCUGUUGAACAAACGUAACAGUCCCAGUUUCGAGCAUGUCCUGACCGCCAUCACGCAGGCGGUGCGACUUGAUACAGGGUAUGUGCGCAAGGUGUUUACAUUGUCUGGUGUUUCGGUCGCUCAACUGGCCGAUUUCUUUGGCAAGGAGGAUGUAUUCUUAACGUAUGGCACGGAGCGUGUGAACACCGCCGAGGACUUCAAACUGGAAGCCGAUGAGCAGCGUGCUAUCAAUGCCAUACGCAAGACACUCCGCACAGCGGGCACCACAUGCAAGGGGCCCAAACCGAAGAUGCCGGUCAAGAGCAAAAAGGUAUAUCCAACGGAACCAACACGACCACGUGACGGCGGUGAUGAGGCCACCGAUGAGGAUGUUGAAGCGUCGCUACUUAACAGCACAGGCGUUGAAAUUGGCGAUUUACCCGUCGCCAUUCGAGAUAACUACACGCUGGGCAAAAUGAUUGGCGAUGGCAACUUUGCCGUUGUGCUAAGGAUCAAAGAUCGACAGACGGGCUUGCCCUAUGCCCUCAAGAUUAUUGACAAGAGCAAGUGCAAGGGCAAGGAGCACUACAUCGAUGCGGAGGUACGCGUGAUGAAGAAGCUACAGCAUCCGCACAUCAUAUCGCUCAUCAUGGAUGUCGAUCAGGUGACAAACAUGUACCUCGUUCUGGAGUAUGUGAGUGGCGGCGAUCUAUUCGAUGCCAUCACGCAGGUUACACGCUUCUCGGAGAACCAAUCUCGUAUCAUGAUCCGCCAUCUGGGCUCGGCCAUGUCUUAUCUACAUUCCAUGGGUAUUGUGCACAGAGAUAUCAAGCCAGAAAAUCUUCUUGUCGAACUUGACAAGCAUGGGAAUGUUGUGGAGCUUAAGCUAGCCGAUUUUGGAUUGGCCUGCGAGGUAACUGAACCACUGUAUGCCGUGUGCGGCACACCCACCUAUGUGGCGCCCGAAAUUCUGCUAGAAGUGGGCUACGGAUUGAAGAUUGACGUUUGGGCUGCCGGCAUCAUAUUGUACAUACUCCUCUGUGGUUUUCCGCCAUUUGUGGCACCUGAUAAUCAACAGGAGCCGCUAUUUGAUGCCAUCAUUUCGGGCGUUUAUGAAUUUCCAGAUCCCUACUGGUCGGACAUCGGCGAAGGUGUACGCGAUCUAAUCGCCAAUAUGCUACAGUCGGAUCCAGAUGUUCGCUUCACCAGCGAAGAUAUACUAGAUCAUUUUUGGACAAGUGGACAGUGGGAAACAUUUUAAGCGGAUUUGAUGAAACGUGGCCGUGUCCUGUGUUUUUUGAUCAAUUGUUAAACACACCUAUUCACGAUGCCGCUGGUAGUUUUUGUAUUAUGUAAUUUAGCGCUAUUAUAUAGGCCUUAAUUUAUUAUUUAUACAUAUUAACAUACAGACACACACACAGACGUAUAUAUAUAUACUACGGUACAGUUUGUCGUUAAGUAAGGAUAACAACAUAAUCUAUAACAAAAUGAAGAAAACAUAACAACGUGACUGGCAAACAAUGAAGUUGCGAACAGUUUUCAGAAAUUCCAAUGUAGAAACCGUUUACGGUUCGCUAAUUUAUAUUCUUAUUUAACGCA
This is a messenger RNA of Drosophila innubila, 3172 nucleotides long. Its product is annotated as serine/threonine-protein kinase GA29083. Gene Ontology annotation, biological process: protein phosphorylation; intracellular signal transduction. NCBI's taxonomy places the organism in Eukaryota, Metazoa, Arthropoda, Insecta, Diptera, Drosophilidae. The record is from RefSeq and is a predicted model, not a curated record. The transcript is spliced from 7 exons. Gene Ontology annotation, molecular function: ATP binding; protein kinase activity. The coding region runs from base 507 to 2834 and encodes 775 amino acids.